Nicotiana tabacum (common tobacco) is the source of this 2596-nucleotide messenger RNA. RefSeq names its product LEAF RUST 10 DISEASE-RESISTANCE LOCUS RECEPTOR-LIKE PROTEIN KINASE-like 1.4. The record is from RefSeq and is a predicted model, not a curated record. Gene Ontology annotation, molecular function: polysaccharide binding; ATP binding; protein kinase activity. Gene Ontology annotation, biological process: protein phosphorylation. Lineage: Eukaryota; Viridiplantae; Streptophyta; Magnoliopsida; Solanales; Solanaceae.
UUCCUCCACAGUUUAGUUUCACUCUUUAGUUUCAGUCAAUGUGAUACCGUGACUCCCGUAAUUUUUUUUGCCAAGACUUCCAUUAUUAAAAAAGUAUAGUAGUCAUCAAGUGAAGUCAUUUUUAUCACCCAAUUUCCUCUGUAUAUCAUCUUCUUCAUGCUUUAAUUUCACCUACUUUUCUACUUACCAUAGACUUCUUUAAUAAACCAUUACCCUUCUUCCUUUAGCCACAUCCAUUUUCUCAUUUCCUCCACAUGAAUUCCCAAAGCUUUUACUUGUUAUCUUUGCUCACUCUGUUUUCCUCCCUUAUACUAAUUCAUGUACCUCGAGGUUCAAGUAAUCCCGAUGAAUUUUACCAGACUUGUGGGAAUACAUAUAGCUGUGGCGAUAUUAUGGGAUUAAGUUAUCCUUUUCGCAAUAUGAAUGAUCCUCCCUACUGUGGCUAUCCUGGUUUAGAACUCAACUGCAAUCAGGAUAGCAGCACCACUAUGAUCAUCAACAAAAUCAAGUAUCGAAUUUUGGACGUACGUCCCACAACCCAAACAAUAAGGAUUGUGAGGGAGGAUAUCAUGGAAUCAACCUGUCCUGUUUAUUUAGUUAACACCACUCUGGAUUACUCCCUCUUUGAUUAUGCCACUAGCUACACAAACUUGACCUUCCUAUACAACUGCCCUGUUUCGUCCAACUUUGCGGAAAUGGAUCAUAUCGCUUGUCGAAAUAGCAAAUAUGACAAUGUUUUUGUAUGGCCGGGGGCUCAAGGCCCCGGGAAAUGUAAUGCUAGUGUCACAGUUCCAGUACUCCAGAUGACUGAUGCUACUGUAGGGUCCAUGAAUUCAACAAGUUUGGCACAAGUUCUACAACAAGGGUUUGAUAUAAGAUGGAAAAUGGAUAGUAAAACCUGCAGUGAGUGUACUGACACAAAGGGGAGAUGUGGGUACAAUGCUUUUAUGAAGCAAACAAUUUGCUUUUGUCCUAAUCCUCCGUACGAAUCUGCUUCUUGUUCAGUUGCUGCUUUUGGAGUCUCACCACCUUUACCAAUAUCUAGACCAUCCCCUGCAGAAAGUCGAAAGAAAAAUCAGACGCCACUUGCAAUAGGCCUUGGUGUAGGUGGUGCUGUACUUGCUGGCAUUGGCAUUGGAUGGCUAAUCUUUUUCUGCAGACAAAAGAGAAAGCGGAUUGCAGCACAGGCUUCACCUGUCCAAGCCGAAAAGAAAGACCUUCCAGUUUUAAGUUCAAGCAAUGGCCUGACUACUUCUUCUCCUAAUUCUUCAACCACUUUCACUAGAAGCAUUCCCUCUUAUCCCUCUUCCACAUCUGAAGCUGAUUAUGGGAGGGGAAGCUCCUACUUUGGGGCUCAUGUCUUCAGUUUCGCUGAACUUGAAGAAGCCACGGAUAAUUUUGAUCAAUCUAAAGAACUUGGGGAUGGUGGUUUUGGCGUCGUGUACUAUGGCAAGCUCCGUGAUGGUCGUGUGGUAGCAGUCAAGCGCUUGUAUGAGAACAAUUUCAAGCGUGUAGAGCAGUUCAUGAAUGAAGUUGAGAUUUUAACUAAGCUCCGCCACCAGCACCUCGUGACAUUAUACGGGUGCACAUCAAAGCGAAGCCGAGAUUUACUGCUUGUUUAUGAGUACAUCUCAAACGGGACAGUGGCAGAUCAUCUGCAUGGAAAUCGGGCCAAAUCUGGUUUACUCUCUUGGCCUGUCCGAAUGAACAUAGCCAUUGAGACUGCUGAUGCUCUGGCUUAUCUGCACUCCUCAGUUAUAAUACACCGUGAUGUCAAAACCAACAACAUUCUAUUAGACAAUGAUUUCCAUGUGAAAGUUGCUGAUUUUGGGCUAUCAAGAUUGUUCCCAGAUAAUGUCACACAUGUCUCUACUGCUCCACAGGGUACACCAGGCUACGUUGAUCCUGAGUACUACCAAUGUUACCAGCUCACUGAAAAGAGUGAUGUUUAUAGUUUUGGUGUGGUCUUGAUAGAGCUGAUCUCAUCAUUGCAAGCUGUGGAUACCAACAGGCACCGCCACGAUAGUAAUUUGGCUAAUAUGGCUGUCAACAAGAUCCAAACUCAUUCAGUACAUGAAUUAGUUGAUCCAAGUCUCGGAUUCACGACAAACAGCUCUGUGAGGAGGAUGACUACAUUAGUCGCUGAGUUAGCUUUCCGAUGUCUGCAACAGGAGAGAGAUAUGAGACCUUCAAUGCGAGAAGUGCUGGAGACUUUGAGAGGCAUCCAGAAUGGGGAGUCGAAUGCACACAAGGCUGAGGUACUCGACAUUGUGGUAGAUGAUGUUGGGCUCCUAAAGGGCUCGGGCUCCCCUUCCUCACCACAUUCCAGUGGAUGAAAUAUCAUUUCAGGUUGGUCGAUUUCGUUGCCUAGAUGAAGAAGCAACUACUAUUUUGAUACUAGUGAUUAGUAACAUGGUUCCGUUAGAAUCUCCCGUCUUUUAUGGACACUUCGUUCCUAAUUUUUGCUUAGAUGUAGUUAUCUUGGUAUACUACGAUAUGGUCUCUAGGAGAUUAUCUACUGCUGUUCGCAUAAGGAAUGUAAAUAUUGAAUGGAGCUGCCAACAUUCUAGUAUAUAUGUGCUGUAAUUUUUAUGUA